AUGUUAUUAGUUGAAAUGAAAGUUGAUUUGAAGGGAGAAAAUUUUGAGAAUAUUAGGAUAAAAGACACUAACUUAAUUGGAGCUAAUUUUGUUAGAUGUAAUUUUAGUGGAUCUGAAUUUAAUAAUGUUAAUAUAAAUGGAAUGAAUUUGAAUUAAGCAUAAUUAUUUAACUGCAAAUGGUAAAACAUAAAGAUAGAUGAAUUAAUUUAAUUGAAGGGUCACACGAAUUCAAUAUAUUCGGUUUGCUUUUCUUUUGAUGGUAAGACAUUAGCAUCGGGUAGUGCAGAUAGCACUAUUUGUUUAUGGGAUGUUAAUACAGGUGAACAAAAAUCUAAAUUAAAUGGUCAUACAAGUUAUGUUUUUUCAGUACAGUUUUCCCCGGAUGGCACUGCAUUAGCAUCUUGUAGUAAGGAUAAAUCUAUUCGUUUAUGGGAUGUUAAAACAGGACAGCAACAAUCUUAGUUAAAUGGUCAUACAAAUGAUGUUAGAUCUAUUUGCUUUUCUUUUAAUGGUUCUACCCUAGCAUCUGGUAGUGAUGAUACAACUAUUCGUUUAUGGAAUGUUUAUACAGGCCAACAAACAUUUUAAUUAAAUGGUCAUAAAAGUUUAAUUAAUUCAGUUUCCUUUUCUCCUGAUAGUACUACAUUAGCAUCUGGUAGUGAUGAUAAAACUAUUCUUUUAUGGGAUGCUCAUACAGGCAAAAAAAAAUUUUAAUUAAAUGGCCAUACAGAUAAUGUGAGGUCAGUUUCCUUUUCUCAUGAUGGUACUAUAUUAGCAUCUGGUAGUGAGGACUAAACUAUUCGUUUAUGGAAUGUUAAUACAGGUCAAAAAAAAUCUAAAUUAGAUGGUAAAUUUCUUGUUUUUUCUGUAUGCUUUUCUCCUGAUGGUACUACCUUAGCAUCAGGGGGUCAAAGUAAAUUUCUACAUCUAUGGGAUAUGAAAACAAGACAAUAAAAAGCAAAGAUAGGAGGCAAUAGUGCAACUGUGUAUUCUGUAUGUUUCUCUCCUGAUGGAAAUAGACUAGCAUCUGGAAGUACGGAUCAUUUGAUUGGUUUUUGGGACCCUAAAGCGGUAGAAUAAGAAACGAAAUUUGAUGGUCACACGAAUUCAAUAUUUUCAGUUUGCUUUUCCUUUGAUGGUAAGACAAUAGCAUCUGGUAGUGCAGAUAGCACUAUUCGCUUAUGGGAGGUUAAUACAGGUCAACAAAAAUCUAAAUUAAAUGGUCAUACAAGUUAUGUUUUUUCAGUACAGUUUUCCCCGGAUGGCACUGCAUUAGCAUCUUGUAGUAAGGAUAAAUCUAUUCGUUUAUGGGAUGUUAAAACAGGACAGCAACAAUCUUAGUUAAAUGGUCAUACAAAUGAUGUUAGAUCUAUUUGCUUUUCUUUUGAUGGUUCUACCCUAGCAUCUGGUAGUGAUGAUAAAACUAUUCGUUUAUGGGAUGUUCAUACAGGCCAACAAACAUUUUAACUAAAUGGUCAUACAAAUAUUGUGAGGUCAGUUUCCUUUUCUCAUGAUGGUACCAUUUUAGCAUCUGGUAGUGAAGAUAAAACUAUUCUUUUAUGGGAUGUUCAUACAGGUCAACAAAAAUUUUAAUUAAAUGGUCAUACAAGUUUAAUUAAUUCAGUUUCCUUUUCUCCUGAUAGUACUACAUUAGCAUCUUGCAGUAAUGACUAAACUAUUCGUUUAUGGGAUGUUAACACAGGAGAACAAAAAUCUAAAUUAAAUGGUCAUACAAGUUAUGUUUUUUC
Paramecium octaurelia is the source of this 1748-nucleotide messenger RNA. NCBI's taxonomy places the organism in Eukaryota, Ciliophora, Oligohymenophorea, Peniculida, Parameciidae. The record is from the annotation of a GenBank genome assembly.